This is a messenger RNA of Galleria mellonella (greater wax moth), 1743 nucleotides long. RefSeq lists its product as uncharacterized. The coding region runs from base 376 to 1698 and encodes 440 amino acids. Gene Ontology annotation, cellular component: mitochondrion. The transcript has 2 exons. Lineage: Eukaryota; Metazoa; Arthropoda; Insecta; Lepidoptera; Pyralidae. The record is from RefSeq and is a predicted model, not a curated record.
UCGAUAGCGCAGGCGAGGUUGCCAUAUCAUUAUCGUCUAUAAAAAAAGAUAUAUUAUACCUAUAUGUAAUAAUAUUUAACUAGACUGAGAGUGGAAAUAGACCGGCACAGUUAUGUGGAUCGAAACUUAUCUCUAUAAAAAAGAAAUUAGAUUGUGAUAGGAGACAUAACAAAACUGGUUGCUCAGUUAUUACAUUAUAUUCAUUGGGUUGCAUAGAUCGUAUUCAAACUUGUUUCUAUUUGAAGUGACAUGAAUAUCUGAAUAUAUAAUAGUCUGAUUUUGAUCUCAGAGUAUAACCUAAAAAUUAGUUAACGCAAAUACUUUUCGAAAAUCUUAAAUUGAUUCUUCUUUAAAUAUUUUAAUUAAGUUUUUACAAUGUUACGGGUUAUACGGAAUAUAUGUAUUCAGAGAAAAAUUUUUUUAACUACAUACGUACAAACAAAGAAUUUUUUAACUAAUGAAUAUAAAUGUCUCGACGCUUGGAAUAAACAAAUCUCUUCGUCUUUAUUAAACAGGAUAAAUCUUACAGAUUUUUAUAACACACUAGAUCAACAUGUUUCUUCCAAAGGCAUUAUUAGCGCAUUAGAUGUUGAUAUUUUUGCUAAUGCUAUAAAGGAUCCUAAUUAUUUAGAAGAACUGAAGGAUCUCUUGCUCAAGCUAAGACUUUCUUCAGAGACUGGUAAUAUGUUAGAGUCCACACAUCAUGCUACUAUUAGGAAUUUUAUUCAAUAUGAACGCAUUCAAGAGCUAAUUGAAAUUUUGAAGGAUCCCCUUAAUUUUGGACUAUUUCUUGAUGAUUUUACAGCAAAUAUUCUACUAGACAAACUUAUAACUUCAUCUAACUAUGAACAAGCUGCCAACGUAGCUGCACUAGUAAUGUUGCAAGAGGAAUACAAUAAUGAUAUAACUUGUGCAUUGUGUCAGUAUGCUUGUUAUAAAUAUAUAAUAGAUUACAUUAAACCUGAAAUUAUUGAACCAGUUGUUGAAAAACCGAAAAAAGUGGAAGAGAUAAAAAUUAGAGUUAAAUAUUUAAGAAAUCCCUAUUUUGAUGACCAUUUUGACUUAAAAGAUCUUUAUACAUUAUCUGGUAAAACCUUGGCGUGGAUAUCAGAAAAAACAGUUACCAAUUUAAAUAAAAAUUUGCAACUAAUUGGAUGGUUGACAUAUAAAAAGUAUAAUAAAUUAGAGACACUCUGCAACAAUAUUGUUCAAGAUAAUUCUUCAAAAAUAUAUCCUGAAGUUAUAGAGUUAUUGAAGAGAGAAAGCAACAAUGUAGAAGAACAAUCUAAACUUAUAUUAGAAAAUUGUAUUUUGGCAUUAAAAAAUGUCAAGCUUUCAGAGGCGUCUUUAGAAGAGUCUUUAAAGACACACAUAGAAAAUGCUAUUAAUAAAGUUCAAAAUAAAGACAUAGCAAACCAACAAAAGUUAUUCAAAUUAUGGGAAGAGGUAAGGCAAGAAAAACUAGAAGAUCAAACGAAACGUUUAGACAGAGCGAAGCGUUUGCAAUUAAUCCAGGAAAAGGAAGUUAAAAUGAAGGAGGAAGAGCAAAAAUUAUGGUUUUUUGAAAAUCAAGAUAGUAUUGAUUUAGAAAUUGAAGAAAAAGAAAAUCUUACAGAGGCAAGCUCUACAAAGAAUGAAACAUCAAAAAGUAGUGACAAUAAUUAUAUUCCACCAGAAAUUUUGCCUAAACGAAAAUAACAAAACUUAAAAUUUAUUUAAUUAAUAAAAUUAUUAUUGCAAUUA